Plasmodium reichenowi is the source of this 906-nucleotide messenger RNA. RefSeq names its product cell cycle control protein cwf15, putative. Gene Ontology annotation, biological process: mRNA cis splicing, via spliceosome. NCBI's taxonomy places the organism in Eukaryota, Apicomplexa, Aconoidasida, Haemosporida, Plasmodiidae. Gene Ontology annotation, molecular function: RNA binding. The transcript is spliced from 2 exons. Gene Ontology annotation, cellular component: catalytic step 2 spliceosome. Bases 1 to 906 code for a protein of 301 amino acids. The record is from RefSeq and is a predicted model, not a curated record.
AUGACGACAGCACAUCGCCCAACGUGGUACAAUGCCAUAGGAGGUGAUAAUCAAGGAGGGAAUCGAAAAGUUAGUCAGACGCUCAAAGUCUGCAGUCGAGAUUUGCCAGGACACCUAAAAAUGAAAACGAGAGAUUUAAGUGACUAUGUAGAAGAUAAAAAUAUGAUUAAAAACAAUUUAAUACAACUAGAAAAUAAAAACAAUAAAGAAACCAUUAAAGGUAAUAAAUUACUAGCCAUAGAAAAUAUAAAAAAAUUGACAAAUCAUGAUUUCAAAAAUCCCUUUCCAGAAGAUGAAGAUGAUAUUAUUGGUGAUGAGUGGAAAAAAAACUCUCACAAGAAAAAUAAGAAAAAGAAAAAAUUAAAAAUGAAGAAUAAAAGAAAUGUUAAAAAGAGGAAAGUCAAACAUGAUAUGUCAGAAGAUGAGAUGAGUCAUGAUAUGAAUGAUUAUAAUUCAGGUGAUAAUAAUUCGAGUGAUAAUAAUUCGAGUGAUAAUAAUUCGAGUGAUAAUAAUUCGAGUGAUAAUAAUUCGAGUGAUAAUAACUCAAGCGAUAAUAAUUCAAGUGAUAAUAAUUCAAGUGAUGAUGACGAAUCCGAUGAAGAAGAAAAAGAACUACUAAGAGAACUUGAAAAUUUAAAAAGAGAAAGGAUGGAAAAGCUUAAAAAAGAAAAAGAAGAACAAGAACUUUUAAAAAAAAAAAAAAAUAAUGUCUUAACAAAUAACCCAUUAAUUAAUUUAGAAGAUAGUAGUGAUAAUGAUGAAGUAAGUACAAAAAAAAGAAAAUGGACAGAUGACGCUAUCUUUAGAAAUACCUGUGAGAAAAAAGAAAAAAAAACACCAUCGUAUAUUAAUGAUACUGUACGUAGUGCCUUUCACAAGAAGUUUUUAUUUAAAUAUAUUCAUUAA